Agrilus planipennis (emerald ash borer) is the source of this 446-nucleotide messenger RNA. Its product is annotated as cuticle protein 7-like. Gene Ontology annotation, cellular component: extracellular matrix. NCBI's taxonomy places the organism in Eukaryota, Metazoa, Arthropoda, Insecta, Coleoptera, Buprestidae. The coding region runs from base 35 to 412 and encodes 125 amino acids. The transcript is spliced from 3 exons. The record is from RefSeq and is a predicted model, not a curated record.
CAAUCAUUCAACAAACUGAAACGUAAACGGAGAAAUGAAUUAUUCUACGCUUUUCUUCUUAGUGAUUGUGGGCGGUCCAAUGGCUUGGUGUACACAUCAUGAACAUCACGAGGAGGGACCCGCCCAUUAUCACUUCAGCUACGGUGUUAAUGAUCCUCAUACAAAAGACCAUAAAUCUCAACACGAAGAAAGCGAUGGGCACGUGGUAAAAGGAUCUUAUUCAUUACAUGAACCUGAUGGUACCGAGCGCAUUGUGGAAUAUGUAGCAGGUCCACACACUGGUUUCCAAGCAGUUGUGAAACGUAUCGGACAUGCCCAUCAUCCCGAACACUACGGACACCACGGAGGGCACCAUGAAGGAUAUGACGGUGCUGAAAGUCACGUGGGUAUCACGCAUUGGGGACAUCAUUAGGUAAUUUAUUUGUUAAAGGCUGUGUUAAAUUAAA